Messenger RNA from Dictyostelium purpureum, 777 nucleotides. RefSeq lists its product as uncharacterized. The transcript has a single exon. Lineage: Eukaryota; Evosea; Eumycetozoa; Dictyosteliales; Dictyosteliaceae. The coding region runs from base 1 to 777 and encodes 258 amino acids. The record is from RefSeq and is a predicted model, not a curated record.
AUGGAUUAUAGUGAUACCAAUGAUUCUGAAGAAAACGGUUAUAUAGAAAAUAGUAAUGAUAUAGAUAGAAAUAUUAAAGAUGAUAUCAAAAUUCUCACCCAAGAUGAUCAUGUAAAUACCGCCGGAAAUAUGGAUACCGAUGAUAGAGAAAAUGCCAGCAAACUUAAUGAAGAGUAUAACCAAAGUGACCAAGAUAUUGCCCAAGAAGAUUAUGUCCAAGAAGAUGAAUAUAAUCAAGAAGAUGAUGCCCAAGUUUCUCAAGAUCAAAAAGAAGAAAGAGAAAAUGGAGGUGAAGAAAAUGGAGGUCAAGAGGAGGAGGAAAAUGGAAAUUUUGUAAUUGAAAAUGAAAAUCAAGAAAAUAAUGCAAUUCCCAUAAAUUAUAACCAAGUGCCAACUUCCAGAUUAAUUCAAGCCCAAAUAAAUAAUGAAAUUGAAAAUGCCAAUUUAGUAAAUUAUGUUAUUCAAUAUAUCAUAGAAAAUACAAAUAGAAUUAAUAAUAAUAAUAAUAAUAAUAAUAAUAAUAAUAAUAAUAAUAAUAAUAACACUAACAAUAAUUAUAAUAGAAAUAUUAACAAUAUGAAUAAUAAUAAUAAUAAUAAUAAUAAUAUGAAUAAUUAUAACACUAACAAUAAUUAUAAUAGAAAUAAUAAUAGAAAUAUUAACAAUAUGAAUAAUAAUAAUAAUAAUAAUAAUAAUCGUAAUAGAUAUAAUAUAAAUAACCAACUUCAAACCUUUCGAAGUUUACACAACGGCCAAGUAGAAUCUCAUUUCACUUAG